Anoplophora glabripennis (Asian longhorned beetle) is the source of this 2045-nucleotide messenger RNA. RefSeq names its product lysine--tRNA ligase. Gene Ontology annotation, biological process: lysyl-tRNA aminoacylation. The transcript is spliced from 3 exons. Bases 134 to 1864 code for a protein of 576 amino acids. The record is from RefSeq and is a predicted model, not a curated record. Gene Ontology annotation, cellular component: cytosol; cytoplasm; aminoacyl-tRNA synthetase multienzyme complex. NCBI's taxonomy places the organism in Eukaryota, Metazoa, Arthropoda, Insecta, Coleoptera, Cerambycidae. Gene Ontology annotation, molecular function: tRNA binding; ATP binding; lysine-tRNA ligase activity.
CGCUCUCGCGUUAUUUCGUUAUUUGUUAUUUGACAACUCGUGUUUCGUCUAGCUGGGUGAUAUUGUUCUCUUGUCCACGUUAACGUGUUAAAUAAAAAACCGGGUACCUUAUUGCAGAAAUAACUAUUAAAAGAUGGGUGAUGUAUCAACUGAAAAUAUAUCAAAAAAUGAGUUGAAAAGGCGGUUGAAAGCCGAACAAAAAGCUAAGGAAAAGCUAGAAAAAGCUGCAACACAACCUGCCGUGGAAAAGAAACAAACAGAAAAUAAGGUAUCUGAAGAAGAUGUAAGCCCUAAUGAAUAUUUUAAAAUUAGGACCAAUGCUAUAGCCCAUCUCAAGACGUUGGGUGGCGAUAACCAUCCUUAUCCCCACAAGUUCCACGUUACGACUUCUUUAGAGGAGUUUAUUGAAAAAUAUUCAAAUCUAAAAGAUGGAGAAGUACUAGAAAACGAGAGGCAUAGUAUUGCAGGCCGAAUACACGCUAUUAGGGAGUCUGGCUCCAAACUGGUCUUUUACGACUUACGAGGUGAGGGAGUUAAGGUGCAAGUGAUGGCUACUGCAAGACAGUACGAGAACGAGACCAAGUUCACUGAUGAUAUCGCUAAAAUUCGUCGUGGUGAUAUUAUCGGCGUCGAGGGUGUACCUGCCAAAACUAAGAAGGGAGAACUAUCUGUGGUGCCGAAAAAGAUCAAAUUGCUGUCCCCCUGCCUUCAUAUGCUUCCACAUUUACAUUUCGGUCUAAAAGACAAGGAGACUAGAUACAGACAGCGUUACUUAGACUUGAUUUUAAACAACAGGGUACGUAAGAUCUUCGAAGUAAGAGCCAAGAUAAUCUCCUACAUUAGGAGGUUCUUUGACGAUUUGGGAUUCUUAGAGGUCGAAACGCCGAUGAUGAACAUGAUCGCAGGUGGCGCAACUGCCAAGCCAUUCGUAACGCACCACAACGAGCUUAAUAUGGAUCUGUACAUGAGGAUAGCGCCCGAGUUGUACCAUAAGAUGCUGGUUGUGGGCGGUUUGGAUAGAGUAUAUGAAAUCGGACGGCAGUUUAGAAACGAGGGUAUAGAUUUAACUCACAAUCCCGAGUUCACCACGUGCGAAUUCUACAUGGCUUAUGCCGAUUAUAACGACGUGAUUGUGAUUACGGAAACUCUCGUUUCUGGAAUGGUUCACAGUAUUCACGGCACCUAUAAGGUUAAGUACCACCCGGAUGGACUCGAUGGCGAGGAAGUCGAGAUCGAUUUCACGCCACCGUUUAGGCGCAUCCGCAUGAUACCCGCCUUGGAAGAAGCUCUUAAAGUGAAAUUUCCUCCAGCGACGGAAUUGGACACCAAAGCCACAAACGAAUUCUUAAACGACCUUUGUAUCAAACAUAACGUUGAGUGUUCCCCGCCCAGGACCACCGCUAGGCUACUGGACAAACUGGUAGGCGAGUUUAUCGAGGAACAAUGCGUCAAUCCCGCCUUCAUAUUAGAACAUCCGCAAAUAAUGAGCCCGUUGGCCAAGUGGCACAGGUCCAUCCCGGGCUUAACAGAACGAUUCGAGUUGUUCGUUAUGAAGAAGGAAAUUUGUAAUGCCUACACGGAAUUGAACGAUCCCGUCGUUCAGAGGCAGCGAUUCGAACAGCAGGCGGCGGAUAAAGCCGCUGGGGACGAUGAGGCGCAACUGGUCGAUGAGAAUUUCUGUACCGCUCUAGAGUACGGCUUACCCCCCACCGGCGGUUGGGGAAUGGGCAUCGACCGGCUUACCAUGUUUUUGACGGAUAACAAUAACAUCAAGGAAGUAUUACUUUUCCCCGCCAUGAAACCUGACGACCCGAACAAGAACAAGGAGGACGACAACAGUCCAAAGGAGCAAAAUAACGCUUAAAAAAUGUAUUUUCAUAAAUUGAAUUUAUUUUAUUUUACUUAUUUAUUCUUAUCCACUCUUCAGGCAGAUGAUUUUUAUGUCGUAAAUAUGUUUAUGUAUUCGUCUCUUGUCACUAUCUAAAUGAAAUGAAAAGUAGCUUAUGGUGUAAAGCUAAUAUUAAUUAAUUAAUUAAUAUUUUCAA